Molecule: messenger RNA, 342 nt
Organism: Gaeumannomyces tritici R3-111a-1
Lineage: Eukaryota; Fungi; Ascomycota; Sordariomycetes; Magnaporthales; Magnaporthaceae
Exons: 1
Coding region: 1-342 (113 amino acids)
Source: RefSeq, a predicted model, not a curated record
AUGAUGCUGAUGCAACCACGUCCCGCCCUAAAUCAGCCCGAUUCUCGGCCGAAUCACAGCCCCCAGACGGCCCAGCGACCCCCCGCCCCGACUACUGUGCCUCGAAAAAGCAGCCUGGUGCUUCUCUCGCUGUCCGCACUCCAUGACGGCGGCGGCAUGGACGUCGACACGGCCUGCUGGCCUGCUGGCCUGCGGCCCGCGGCCUCGUUGCUGGCAACCGGUGGGGCGAUGGGUCUUUUUCGUUGUUCAUUCAGCUCCCCGGCCCGCUCGACCCUGCAUCCCCAGCAUCAGCUUGAGUGUCGUUGGGUCACGGCCGUCAACUCGGCCUCCAAAAGCGGCUAG